Lodderomyces jiufengensis is the source of this 840-nucleotide messenger RNA. It is a transcript of the gene SUR7, whose product is annotated as Sur7p. NCBI's taxonomy places the organism in Eukaryota, Fungi, Ascomycota, Pichiomycetes, Serinales, Debaryomycetaceae. Gene Ontology annotation, biological process: cortical actin cytoskeleton organization; endocytosis; septin cytoskeleton organization. The coding region runs from base 1 to 840 and encodes 279 amino acids. Gene Ontology annotation, cellular component: plasma membrane; membrane raft; cell cortex. The record is from RefSeq and is a predicted model, not a curated record. The transcript has a single exon.
AUGAAAGUAAUAUCAACAUUUUUUAAUUUAUUUUUUUUAGCAGGUGCUAUAUUAUUAUUAAUAUUUACAGUAUUAUCAGGUUCAUCAAAACAUACACCAUUAAAUAAAUUUUAUUGGUUAGAAGCAGAUACUAGAUCUAUACCAAAUGCUCCUGCUUCAAGAUCUGCUUGGACUUUUUGGGGUGUUUGUGAUAAAAAUGAUUUUGGUAAUUGUUUAUUAGGACCAGCUUAUCCUUUAUCACCAGUUGAUAAUUUUGAUACAACUAAUAAUAUACCUGAAAAAUUUAAAAGUCAACAAUCUACAUUUUAUUAUUUAAGUAGAUUUGCUUUUGCUUUUUGUUUAAUUGCAUUAGGUUUUGCAGGUUUAGCUUUUAUUAUUGAUUUAUUAGGAUUUUGUUUUGUUGUUAUUGAUAAAAUUGUUAUAUUUUUAGUUACUAUUGCAUUAUUCUUUAUGGCUGGAUUUGCUUCAUUCCAAACUGCUGUUGUUGUAUUAGCUAAACAAGCAUUCCAUUCAGAUGAUAGAUCGGCUAGUAUUGGUGUUAAAUCAAUGGCUAUUAUGUGGGCAUCAUUUGCAUGUUUAUUAAUUUGUUGGGUUAUUACUUUAAGUGCUAAUAUUGUAAAUAGUUAUAAAAAACAUAUGAAAAGAGUUAAUGGUGAAAAAGGAGGUAAUCAAUUACAACAUCCACAACAACAUCAACAACAAGGCUCAGCUGGAAUUACAAGAGAUGAUUCUUCUUUUACAAGAGCUAAAAAUGUUGAUGAUGAAAAUGUAAAUGGUGGUGGUAUUAGAUUUUUUAAAAUUAAAAGAAAUCAAAAAGUAACUGAUGAAGAUUCUGUUUAA